This is a messenger RNA of Gossypium raimondii (Peruvian cotton), 1880 nucleotides long. RefSeq names its product pentatricopeptide repeat-containing protein At4g02820, mitochondrial. The coding region runs from base 24 to 1568 and encodes 514 amino acids. The transcript is spliced from 2 exons. The record is from RefSeq and is a predicted model, not a curated record. Gene Ontology annotation, cellular component: mitochondrion. NCBI's taxonomy places the organism in Eukaryota, Viridiplantae, Streptophyta, Magnoliopsida, Malvales, Malvaceae. Gene Ontology annotation, molecular function: protein binding.
CCUAAUGCUAAAACCCUGAUCAAAUGCCUUACGGAUUCAACAAAAACACAAUGUUGAUGCGCUACGUUCGUUCGUCCCUCAUCGCGUCGCGUUUUUUCUCGACGGCAGCGUCGGUAGAGAAAGCAGUACCAACUAACGAAGUCGCUCCGAAAAGCAGCGGUGGAGGUCGACGAAACACGUUGGGACGGAGGCUUAUAGGCCUUGUGUAUCCGAAACACAGCGCUGCAGCUACAAUACAGAAAUGGAAAGAGGAAGGUCGUACGGUCAGAAAGUAUGAGCUCAAUAGAGUCGUUCGAGAGCUUCGUAAGCUCAAGCGCUAUAAGCACGCCCUCGAGAUAUGUGAAUGGAUGAGAUUGCAGAAAGAUAUCAAGCUCUUACCAGGUGACUACGCCAUUCACUUGGACUUAAUUGCAAAAAUUCGUGGUUUAGAUAGCGCGGAGAAAUUCUUCAAAGAUCUUCCAGACAAGAUGAGAGACCAAGCCACAUAUACAGCUUUGCUCCACACGUAUGUCCAGAACAAGUUAUCGGGUAAAGCCGAAGCUUUAAUGAAGAAAAUGUCUGAUCGUGGUUUCGCAAAGUAUCCGCUUCCGUACAACCACAUGCUCUCUUUAUACAUCUCAGAAGGAAAACUAGAAAAGGUCCCUGAAAUAGUGAAGGAACUAAAGAAAAAUGCUUCACCAGAUAUCUUUACUUAUAAUUUAUUGUUAUCUGUUUGUGCUUCCCAAAAUGACAUCGAAGCUGCCGGGAAAAUCUUUGUCGAGCUAAAGGAGGCGAAAAUCGAGCCUGAUUGGGUAACAUUUAGUGCAUUGACCAAUCUGUAUAUCAGAGGAAAGCAAAUUGACAAGGCAAUGUGUACUUUGAAGGAAAUGGAGAAGAUGGCAACUCGGGAAAAUCGAGUUGUUUAUCCCUCCCUUAUCAGUUUGUACACAAGCAUGGGGGAUAAAGAUGGGGUUCAUCGAAUCUGGAAGAAGAUGAAAUCGUGUUUCCGUAAAAUUAGCGAUACGGAAUACACAUGUGCGAUAUCGUCGCUUGCGAAACUCGGGGAAUUUGGAGAAGCUGAGAAACUGUAUAGUGAAUGGGAGUCUGUUUCCGGAAGCGGCGAUGCUAGAGUUCCAAACAUACUCCUCGCAGCUUACAUAAACGGAGACCGAAUCGAAAUGGCUGAAAACUUUUAUCGGCAGAUUGCACAGAAGGGUAGUUCCCUGUGUUAUACCGCUUGGGAACUUCUUACUAGGGGCUAUUUGAAGAAACAAGAAAUGGAGAAGGUAUUGGAUUGUUUUAAGCAAGGUGUUAGCAGUGUGAAAAAAUGGAAUCCUAAUAACAAAUUGGUUGGCGAAGUGUUGAAGCAGCUUGAAGAGCUCGGUGAUACCGAAGGGUUGGAGAAAUUGUUGGUGAUUCUUCGAAAUGCUGGGCGUGUGAGUACUAUGGUAUAUAAUUCGCUUCUUCGAGGAUAUGCAAAUGCUGGUAAAAUGCCGCUUGUAGUUGCUGAACGAAUGGAGAAAGAUAAUGUGCCAAUGGAUGAGGAAACGCAUGAACUAUUACGAUUAACAACCAAAAUGCGCCUGUGAAGUUUCAAGCAGUUUUUGACGAGUGUUAUCGGGCAGAUGGAUAAUCUAUUUUGCGAUUUAUUUUCUAUUUUUAUGUCCGUUUUACUGUUAAUGCUCGGGUUACCCUUUCUAUCAAUAUCGUCUCCAAAGUUUAAAUUUGCAUUCAAUGUUUGGGAGUGGAAUGGACUUUAUCAUUACACCCAACACUUGUUGCCUACAUUUACUCCCUACCAUAAGUAGGGUUGCCUUGUGAUUUGAACCCACGAAAUUGGUUUUUGUAAUUAUAGUUUACUACGAAAAUUUUAUCAAAAAAUUGGUAGUUAAAAUUUUCAA